This is a messenger RNA of Loxodonta africana (African savanna elephant), 3160 nucleotides long. RefSeq names its product protein phosphatase 1 regulatory subunit 3E (gene PPP1R3E). The transcript has 2 exons. The record is from RefSeq and is a predicted model, not a curated record. Gene Ontology annotation, molecular function: glycogen binding; protein phosphatase 1 binding. Gene Ontology annotation, cellular component: protein phosphatase type 1 complex. The coding region runs from base 51 to 890 and encodes 279 amino acids. NCBI's taxonomy places the organism in Eukaryota, Metazoa, Chordata, Mammalia, Proboscidea, Elephantidae. Gene Ontology annotation, biological process: regulation of glycogen biosynthetic process.
GCAGCGCAACGGCGCUGCGGGCGGACCGCGCCGGGCCGUGGGGGGGUGUCAUGUCCCGCGAACGGCCCCCUCGCACUGACAUCCCGCGCAACCUGAGCUUCAUCGCUGCGCUGACUGAGCGCGCCUACUACCGCAGCCAGAGGCCCAGCCUCGAGGAGGAGCCGGAGGAGGAGCCAGGCGAGGGCGGGACACGGCACGGGGCCCGGUCCCGAGCUCAAGGUCCGAGUCGGGGCCGCCGGGCCCGCUCUGCGCCCGCCGGAGGCGGGGGAGUCCGGGCGUCCCGCAGCCGCAGCCCCGACACCCGCAAGAGGGUGCGCUUCGCCGACGCCCUGGGGCUAGAGCUGGCCGCCGUGCGCCGCUUCCGCCCCGGUGAGCUGCCGCGGGUGCCCCGCCACGUGCAGGUCCAGCUACAGAGGGACGCCCUCCGCCACUUCGCGCCGUGCCAGCCCCGAGCUCGCGCCCUCCAGGAGGCGCGCGCGGCCCUGGAGCCGGCCAGCGAGCCCGGCUUUACCGCCCGCCUGCAGGCGCAACGCAUCUGCCUGGAACGCGCAGAGGCGGGCCCGCUGGGCGUGGCCGGGAGCGCGCGCGUGCUGGACCUGGCCUACGAGAAGCGCGUGAGCGUGCGCUGGAGCGCCGACGGCUGGCGUAGCCAACGCGAGGCGCCUGCCGCCUACGCCGGCCCGGCUCCGCCCCCGCCUCGCGCAGACCGCUUCGCUUUCCGCCUACCGGCGCCGCCCAUUGGGGGUGCCCUGCUUUUCGCCUUGCGCUACCGGGUGACGGGUUAUGAGUUCUGGGACAACAAUGGCGGCCGUGACUAUGCUCUACGUGGGCCCGAGCAUCCGGGCAGUGCCGGAGCCCCAGAGCCCCAGGGCUGGAUUCACUUUAUCUGAGAGGAGGUGCCUGCAGCCAACGGCGGAGAAAACCAAAGGCGCCCGGGGGCGGGGGAAACCCGAAGACUUCGCAGAGUGGAAUGGGAGAAACCAAGAUUGGCGGGGAUUAGACCAAAACAGUCAAGUGGGGGAGGGGACGGGGAGGGGGGUGGGAGAAAUCAAAGGGGGGUGGUGUGGGCGCAAUCAAUGAACUUUGUGGAGCUUGGGAUGGAAAACGCUGGUUGGAUGUGAAUGGAAGGAACGCAAAGCAUGAGAAAGGUGACCGAAGAGUGUUGGAGGAAUUUAAAAAAAAGGGAGAUGAUGGUGCCAUUCUCUUUCGUGAGUGGGCACUGAGCAGUAAGCCAGGAGAGCCCUGGCAGGCCUAUGCAGUGGAAGGUAAAGGUACCUUGUCGGCAUUGAAGAGGUACUAUUAUGUGUGAAGUAGGAGUCCAACCCAGUUGAAGUUAUUUAGGUUACUCACUCAUCCCUUCUUACGCACCAUUGCCAUCUCAGGUCUCCCACUUAGCCAUAAUUGCCUUGCUUAAUCCCAGGAAUCUGACCAUUGCUCCCUGGUCCCUGGCAUUCUGACAGGGUUUCCUUGUUGCCCCUGACGGUCCCUGUCUUCAGUCUUCAUGGACUGGCUGGGGAGUGGUGACAGGUGGCAGUCAGAGCUCUCUCCUCCAAAUUCCAGGCAACCCUGGCGACUAAAAUGGAGGCCAAAGUAACUCUGGGUCUGUCCCUGUAGCCAAAGAAUGAGGUGCCUAAGGGGUUGGUACACUCGGGGGCUUCCGGAAAAAUGCCAGCCUGACCUUUCUGGGGUGCCUUCUGAUGAUCUCUAAGCACUUUAUGGAUUACAUUUGUCAAGAGAAAGUGAAUCGAGAGAAUCACUAUUCUGAUUUAUUCUUUAUGCCAUGGAAGAAAAGGAAGUCACUGACUAGUUGUAUAACUUUGGUCAAGUUACUUCACCUCUCUGGGCCCGUUUCUUCCGUGGGAAAUUAGACUGGAAUUUCCUUCUGGCAUUGACAUUUUAUGAUCUGUGAGUAGUAGAACUUAGAUAGAUUAGAAGCUACAGUCUUCCAGCCUAGUGCUACAGUUCCAAACACAUAGCCCUGAGUAUCUGGUUGGGCCUAAAGAUGGGUCCUCUAGUUUUUGGCAUACGGUCCAGAGGCCAGGAAGGAGCCAUAACCAACCUGCAGGUUCAGGGUACUCGAGGACCUCUUCCAGUCCACAGCUCAUCUGUCCCUUGCUUUUGCCCUUGCCUAUGCAGACUCACAGCCUGGAUGCUCUGGGGGCAGCUUUGGGGAGCUACUGCUGGGCAAAAUGAUGCUUGGGAGCCCCAAAAAUGAAAGCAAACAAUGUUGGCAGCUCUCUUGAAGAUAAAGGAUUAUGGGUAUAAGAAAUGGAAAACAUUUCAAAUCAAGGAUCAUAGCAACGUGAAGAUUAAAUGGUACCAGAAAGUGGUGGUCUGCUCCAUACGCUGCGCAAGUGAAAUGGAAAAGCUGGACUCCUACCCAUUCAUGCAUGCCUUUUGACUCUCCUCCUAGUCAGCCUUAAUAUAGGAGUCAUUCCUCUGCUGGUCACUUGUUUUUCCUUUUCUCUUACUCUAUUCUUACGUUCCUUGCUUUUCUUUCUCUUUGCUUGUCCCUCUUCCUUCUCAUCACUUUUUUUCUUUUAACAUAUAGGGCAUUUACCUUCAUUGUCUUUUAUUUCAAUUUGCCUUCCUCUUCAUCCUUGUUGAUCUGUGCUAUCCCUUGUCGCUCCAGAAGGGGUGUAGAACCUUUCUCCAAGACUGGUUGAUUCACCUUCCUCUCUCAGGCUCCCUCUUCAAAGUCUUCUAGAAGAGAUAAGAGGGAAAAGCAGCAGCAGUUCCUGAUGCUACAGAUGAACAAGGAGCUCCCAGGUAAUCAGCUCCCCACACCCCCUUCUGUUACUGAUUUCACAAAUUAAAAAUUCUGGAUCCCUCUCUUCUCCCAGAGAGAGAGAAUGAGUGUGUAUGUAUGUAUGUAUGCAUGUAUAUACACAUGCCCACACAUGCAUUCAGAAUAGAGUAUGGGGCUUGUUACCUUGUCCCUCCUGUCCAAAGUCUUAAUCCUCUGAACAAAGAUGGCUGAAAGAUAGGAAACAUGGGCCUUCCUCAAACAAUUGCCCAUUUACACAUCAUCCUCAUCACCUCGAGAAGCACAUAGAGCUUUAUGCAUCUUGAGGAUCACCUUCGGGUCAGAGUUCCAGCAAAGUAAAGACAGCCACUGGAAGCCAUCAAGCAAUGCACUGUUAAAUCAUCAAUGAGGAGG